CUCGGAACUAAAACCGACCUAUAAUCUCGGCCGCAGUAUCCUCUGGCUGAGUCAGCUUCAUCUUCCAAGGAUGGCCCAUAACAACAGAAUCCACUAAACUGAAUGGGCGGUAACUCCUCUCAACAGAAAGAUACUAAUAACAACUCUAAACCGUAAACAUCGGAGCCACUCCACCCUAUUCGCCUAUAAAAUACAAAGAAACGUAACCCACAGGGCAGACAACUCUCACUCCUGAUUAUUAUAUUUUCCUUUCUAUAAUCAGCGCAUAUUCUUACUUGAGCGUCGGAGUGCUUUUUGCAGGUACUCCCGCCGCCGUGUUUCAGAGAUAUCUGAGGACCAGUUACUGCGCUUGCCCCGGCCGGCGUAUAAGUUCGUCCAGGCCAAGUAGACCUCAAGGACAAGCACACUCCUCGGAUCAUUCAGGACGGAACAUUUGGCGCCCACCGUGGGGCCGAGUCAAGCUAACCCUACUUAUUUCUACUAUAUUUCUAUCUCUUGAAGUCUUUCUUUGCAGGAUUACCCUGACCAUAGGUAUGGCCGACAACGGAGUCCCUCAGCUCACACAAGCCGACCUCAUGGCCCAGAUGGUUGAACUUCAAGCAGAGGUCAAGAGACUGGCCGAGCUGUCGGCACAAAACAGCGCCAACAAACAGGAUGAGGGCAAUCCCAAAAGCUCGUCCCAGAGUGCGGCUGACUUGUUAAUCGCCAACCCUCCAAAAGAGAGACUGACGUUGGAUAACCCCUUCUCUGAGGAAAUCACAAAUUUUCAGAUGCCAAAACACUUCACACUACCCUCCUCACUCGAGCCCUAUAAGGGGAUUGGUGACCCCCGGGCUCACAUUAAGAAAUUUCAGUCAAUGAUGUUUUUUAACGGCCCUAACAAUGAACCUGUAUUUUGCAGAGCUUUCCCGACUUACCUUGACGGGGCCGCUUUACUUUGGUUUUCGAAAUUACCUGCAGGUUCGAUCUCCUCUUUCGAAGAAUUGGCAAAGUCUUUCAUCGACUAUUUUGCUGCGGCACGAAUAUACGUCCACGGAUCGGAUUAUCUUGGCACAAUUCGCCAAGGUCCUCAGGAGAGCUUGAAGGACUAUUUGACCAGAUUUGCAGAGGCGACAAUGGAGAUACCCGACUUGGACCCCGCCGUCUACCUACACGCACUUAAGGCCGGUCUCCGACCUGGAAAGUUUAGGGAAACCAUCGCGAUCACCAAACCACGGACAUUGGAAGAGUUCAGGGAGAGGGCGGCAGGACAAAUGGAAAUCGAAGAAUUACGCGAGGCCAACAAAACGGAAAGAAGACCCAGGAGAGAAGAAGACCGAACACCAAGGUCGCCCCAUAACAAAGACCUCGGCAAACCAUUCAAACUUACUCCGAAAUUUGACAAUUACACCAGAUUCAACACGAGAAGGGAAAGGAUAAUCAAAGAAAUACUCAAUGCCAAAAUCAUAAAACUUCCAGUAAGAGCAGGUAGUUAUCAAGACCAGAGGUUCGUAGACAAAAGCAAAUACUGUGCUUUCCACCAGAAAUACGGACACACGACCGACGAAUGCAUAAUAGCCAAAGACCUCUUGGAGAGACUUGCUCGACAAGGCCUACUAGACAAGUACAUUGAAGGAAGAAAACAUAAAGGGGAUGAUAGAGACAAGGAGGAGCGACAACCGACCCCAGUCGACAAAGAAACUAACAAAUGGUCGAAUAGCAACCAACCCAAAGCAGUCAUAAAUUGCAUAUCUGGAGGAUUUGCCGGAGGCGGUGAAACAACAUCGGCAAGGAAACGCAGUUACCGAGCUAUGUUGGCCAUCGAAGGGGCAGCAUCACUAAACAAUCAGGAGACACCAGAUCUAGAAAUCACUUUCAACAAAACAGACAUAUGCUCGGCCGCCCCACACCUAGACGAUCCAGUGGUAAUCUCCAUCCAAAUAGGCGAUCUUUUGGUAAGAAAAGUCCUUUUAGACCCAGGUAGUAGCGCAGACGUUCUCUUUUAUUCUACCUUCUUAAAAAUGAACUUAUCUGAAAAACUGAUACAACCCUCAUCUGGAGAACUAGUGGGGUUCUCCGGAGAAAGGGUACCAAUAAAAGGGUAUAUAUGGCUAAAAACGACAAUAGGUGAAAACCCGUUAUCCCGAACCCUUGAUAUACAAUACCUGAUAGUUGACUGCAUUAGUCCCUAUAAUAUUAUUCUCGGGAGACCUGCUCUGAACAUGUUCAGAGCAGUGAUAUCAACUUUUCAUCUAUGUGUUAAGUUUCAGGCACAGGACGGCAGGAUAGCAACGAUCCACUCGGACCGACAACAAGCUCGGCAAUGCUACAACUCUAGCCUAAAAAGAUCGGACACGAGACGGAGGCAACACGAGGUCAAAGCAAUCCAAACCAGAGAAGAAAUCCUAUCCCUAGCCGAACUUGACCCCCGGGGAGACGCGCAGGAAAGACCCCAACCAACGGACGAACUUCAGAAAAUCCAACUGACAUCAAAAUCAGAACAAGUAACAUACAUCGGUCAAGCACUCCAAGGGCAAGACAGGGCAGAUCUCAUCAAGUUACUACAGGCCAACUCUGACCUGUUCGCUUGGACCCCAGCCGACAUGCCAGGAAUCGAUCCAGACGUCAUCUGUCACAAACUCGCCACCAACCUGUCAAGCCGACCUAUAGCUCAGAGGAAAAGAAACCUCGGAGCAGAGAAGUCAAAGGCAGCCUUAGAGGAAACCACUAAACUCUUACAAGCCAAUUUCAUCAGGGAGAUCCGCUUCACCACAUGGCUCUCAAAUGUGGUAAUGGUAAGAAAGAACUCAGGUAAAUGGCGCAUGUGCGUCGAUUUUACAGAUUUAAAUAAAGCAUGCCCUAAAGAUGCCUACCCUUUACCAUGCAUUGACAAGCUUGUCGACAACGCAUCAGGUUUCGAAAGCUUAAGCUUCAUGGAUGCAUACUCUGGGUAUAAUCAGAUACUCAUGCAUCCUGAAGACCAAAGCAAAACAGCAUUUAUAACCGAGCAUGGAAACUUUUGUUACCAAGUAAUGCCAUUUGGCUUAAAGAAUGCAAGUGCAACCUAUCAACGCUUAAUGGACAAAGUCUUCCAUCACCAAAUAGGACGCAACAUGGAAAUCUACGUAGACGACAUGGUCGCCAAGACCAGAAAAGAAGAAUCGCAUUGCGAAGACCUCGGCGAGAUAUUCGAACAAAUCCGAGCUUAUAAUAUGAGACUAAACCCGGAAAAGUGUGCCUUUGGGGUAAAAGGAGGAAAGUUCCUUGGAUUCAUGCUUACCUCACGAGGAAUCGAGGCAAACCCUGAGAAGUGUUCGGCAGUCCUCAAUAUGACGAGCCCUAAAACAGUAAAAGAAGUACAAAAACUGGCCGGAAGGAUAGCGGCGUUAUCUCGAUUUUUACCUGUGGCAUCAAACCGAGCAUAUCACCUUUUCCAAACAAUAUCGAAGAACAAAAAGUUUCAUUGGACAGAAGAAGGCAAGAAAGCAUUCUCCGAGCUUAAAGCAAUUCUAUCAACACCACCCGUGCUGCAAAGACCAGAAAUCGGGAAAACACAACAGCCAGUGUACUUUGUCAGCAGAGUCAUGCAACCAACAGAGCAACGAUAUCCGAGGAUAGAACAACUCGCCUUAGCACUGGUAAUCACAGCAAGGAGACUUAGACACUACUUCCAAAGCCACACAAUCAUAGUGAGGACAAACCAACCACUAAGACAGAUACUGACGAAGCCAGAACUGGCCGGACGCCUCACCAAAUGGUCCAUUGAACUUUCAGAGUUCGACAUCCAGUUCCAACCUAGGUCGGCACUCAAAGCACAAGUGCUGGCUGACUUCAUCUCAGAACUAACGACUAAUGAACACGACAAGUCUUGGGAACUUCAUGUUGACGGAGCAUCAAGCCGAGAAGGAAGUGGAGCAGGGGUAAUCCUCAAGGAGGGAGACAAAGUAAUAGCCGAACAAGCACUCCAAUUCCAUUUCCCAGCCAGCAACAACCAAGCCGAAUAUGAAGCCCUCAUUGCAGGACUCAAACUCGCCUUGAGCCUCCAAGUACGAAGCUUGACAACACAUUGCGACUCCCUCCUCGUGGUGCAACAAAUCCGAGGAGAAUUUCAGGUAAAAGAUCCCUUGCUAGAGCAAUACUGGCUCAUAGCAAAGGAUCUUAUUUCAAAAUUCGACGCAUUUAGCAUACUGCAUGUUUAUAGAGGAAAAAAUAUGAGAGCGGAUGUACUAUCCAAGCUCGGAGCCACUAGGGCAGACACACAAACAUCCACACUAACACAACUCUCACUAAAAAAGCCGAGCACUGAUUUAUUACAUAUGGAGAACAUUAACCACCUCCAUGAUUGGAGGACUCCUUUUCUUGAAUACAUUAAUACAGGCGCUAUACCAAGAGACGAACUCAAACCACAGCACUUCAGACGAAAGGCAAGCUUUUAUACGAGCAUAGAAGGAAAACUAUAUAGACGAGGACUCUCACAACCCCUGCUAAAAUGCUUAAGCAAAGACGAAGCAAAAGAAGUAAUGGACGAAGUCCACGAAGGAGUCUGUGAAAACCACAUCGGCGGACGAGCACUGGCAGCUAAGAUCGUCCGAACCGGAUAUUACUGGCCAACCAUAAAAAGGGAUUGCAUAACAAAAGUCAAAACAUGUGACAACUGUCAGAAACAUGCAGCUAUUUCCACAAAGCCAGCCGAACUACUACAUAGCAUGGAGGUAAGCUGGCCAUUUCACAGAUGGGGGCUCGAUAUCCUCGGUCCAUUCCCAAUAGCGCCAGGCCAGGUAAAAUUUCUUUUAGUAGCAAUAGAUUAUUUCUCAAAAUGGAUAGAGGCGCAACCAUUAGCACGGAUAACAGCUGAAAAGGUACGAUCAUUUAUAUGGAAAAAUAUUAUAUGCCGAUUUGGAAUACCCAGGGAAAUAAUAUAUGAUAAUGGUAGGCAGUUUACAGAUAAUAAACUCUGUUCAUUUCUAAAAAACUUUUACAUAAAGCAUCGUUUUAGCUCGGUCGAGCACCCACAAACCAAUGGGCAGGCUGAGGCUGCUAACCGAGUAAUAUUGCAGGCAAUAAAGAAAAAACUAAACGAUGCAAAAGGAGAAUGGGCGGAACUAAUCCCAGAAAUAUUGUGGGGAUACAACACAACAAUACAAACAACUACGGGCGAGACACCUUUCAAACUAGUCUAUGGGUCCGAAGCACUAAUCCCCAUUGAGGUUGGAGUCCCCACCCUGAGAACCGAGCUAUACGACGAACAACGCAACUUACAGGCAAGGAAUGUCGAACUUGAUCUAGCCGAAGAGACCAGGGAGCUAGCAGCCAUUAGACAAAGAGCAGUAAAACAAAUAAUAGAAAGAAAGCACAACAAAAGGGUAUUGCCGAAGACAUUCACGGAAGGUGACUUGGUCCUCAGACGAACAGAGGUAGCUAGACGUCCCCCAGCUCACGGGAAGCUCACCGCAAACUGGGAAGGUCCAUUCCGAGUAAACAAGGUGCUCGACAUGGGAGCUUACCAACUGCAAACAUUACAAGGCAAACCAAUAUCUGGAACCUGGAAUAUCUCUUCUUUGAAGAUGUACCAAUCUUAAGUUGUACAAAUUGCGGAUGAGGGUACUCUUUUUCCCCUUUAGAGCUUUUUCUCCCGAAAAAUAGGGUUUUUGCCUAAGGAGGGUUUUAAUGAGGCCUGACGCACAAUAUACUCUAUUAUCAAUAAUCAAAU
This is a messenger RNA of Arachis ipaensis, 5689 nucleotides long. The record is from RefSeq and is a predicted model, not a curated record. NCBI's taxonomy places the organism in Eukaryota, Viridiplantae, Streptophyta, Magnoliopsida, Fabales, Fabaceae.